AUGAGCCCUGAGAACCUGAGCUGCGUGUCUGAGUUCCUCCUCCUGGGUCUCCCCAUCCGGCCAGAGCAGCAGGCCGUGUUCUUUGACCUGUUCCUGGGCAUGUACCUGACCAUGGUGCUGGGGAACCUGCUCAUCAUCCUGCUCAUCCGGCUGGACUCUCACCUCCACACCCGCAUGUACUUCUUCCUCAGCCACUUGGCUCUCACUGACAUCUUCUUUUCAUCUGUCACUGUCCCUAAGAUGCUGACGGACACAAAGUACAAAUCUAUCCCCUAUGAGGAGUGCAUUUCUCAGAUGUAUUUUUUUGUAUUUUUUACUGACCUGGACAGCUUCCUUAUUACAUCAAUGGCGUAUGACCUAUAUGUUGCCAUAUGUUACCCUCUCCACUACACUGCCAUCAUGAGGGAAGGGCUCUGUGCCUUCUUAGUGGCUGUAUCUUGGAUUCCAUCUUGUGCUAGCUCCCUCUCUCAUACCCUUCUGCUGACCUGGCUACUAGCAUCAUGGAGUGGGAACCAGAGCAGCAUAUCCGAGUUCCUCCUCCUGGGUCUCCACAUCUGGCCAGAGCAGCAGGCCAUGUUCUUUGCCCUGUUCCUGGGCAUGUACCUGAUCACGGUGCUGGGGAACCUGCUCAUCAUCCUGCUCAUCUGGCUGGACUCUCACCUCCACACCCCCAUGUACUUCUUCCUCAGCCACUUGGCUCUCACUGACAUCUCCCUUUCAUCUGUCACUGUCCCUAAGAUGUUAAUGAGCAUGCACACUCAGGAGCAAUCUAUUCCCUUUGCAGGGUGUGUAACCCAGAUGUAUUUUUUCAUAUUUUUCACGGUUCUGGACAAUUUCCUUCUCACCUCAAUGGCAUACGAUCGAUACGUGGCCAUCUGUCACCCACUCCGCUAUACUACUAUCAUGAAAGAUGGACUGUGUACCUUACUAGUAGCUGUGUGCUGGAUCCUCUCCUGUACCAAUGCCCUGACUCACACUCUCCUCCUGGCCCAGCUGUCCUUUUGUGCUGACAACACCAUCCCCCAUUUCUUCUGUGACCUUGCUGCCCUACUCAAGCUGUCAUGCUCAGACAUCUCCCUCAAUGAGCUGCUCAUUUUCACAGUGGGACUGGCAGUCAUUACUCUACCACUAAUAUGCAUUUUGAUCUCUUACGGCCACAUUGGGGUCACCAUCCUAAAGGCUCCAUCUACCAAGGGGAUCUUCAAAGCCUUGUCCACCUGCGGCUCCCACCUCUCUGUGGUGUCUCUGUAUUAUGGCACAAUUAUUGGACUGUAUUUUGUCCCCUCAUCCAGUGUCUCCAGCGAUAAGAACAUAAUUGCCUCUGUGAUGUACACGGUGGUCACCCCAUUGCUGAAUCUCUUCAUUUACAGCCUAAGGAACAGGGACAUAAAGGGAGCCCUGGAGAGACUCUUCAACAGGGCAAUAGUCUUAUCUCAGUGA
This is a messenger RNA of Saimiri boliviensis boliviensis (Bolivian squirrel monkey), 1440 nucleotides long. The record is from RefSeq and is a predicted model, not a curated record. Lineage: Eukaryota; Metazoa; Chordata; Mammalia; Primates; Cebidae.